CGUAGGGGGCGUGGUUUGGGCCUCCGCCGCGGGUGGGGGGGCGUGGCUUUAGCGGAGAGCGGCGCCGAUGGCGGAGCGGCGCGUGUCGCGCUGGUACUUCGGCGGCCUCGCUUCGUGCGGGGCCGCCUGCUGCACCCACCCGCUGGACCUGCUGAAGGUCCACCUGCAGACGCAGCAGGAGGUGAAGAUGCGGAUGAUGGGGAUGGCCAUGCAUGUGAUCCGCACCGACGGCUUCCUGGCUCUCUAUAACGGGCUCAGUGCCUCAAUGUGCCGGCAGAUGACAUAUUCCUUGACUCGCUUUGCCAUCUACGAGACCGCGAGGGACCGCUUGAGCCGGGGCAACCAGGGGCCUCCCCCCUUCUACCAAAAAGUGCUGAUGGGUGCAGUGGGAGGUUUCACCGGCGGGUUGGUGGGGACCCCAGCAGACCUGGUGAAUGUCAGGAUGCAGAACGACAUGAAGCAGCCACCCUCCCUGCGGCGCAACUAUUCCCAUGCCCUGGACGGCAUGUACCGCGUCUUCCGGGAAGAGGGCUUGAAGAAGCUCUUCUCGGGAGCUACGAUGGCAUCCAGCCGAGGGGCCCUAGUCACCGUUGGGCAGCUCGCCUGUUAUGACCAGGCCAAGCAGCUGGUUCUCUCAACUGGGUUGCUGUCGGACAACAUCUUCACUCACUUCCUGGCCAGCUUCAUCGCUGGUGGAUGUGCCACAUUCCUGUGCCAGCCCCUGGAUGUGCUCAAGACCCGCCUCAUGAACUCCCAGGGCGAGUACCGGGGUGUUGCCCACUGUGCCAUGGAAACUGCCAAGCUCGGCCCUCUCGCGUUCUACAAGGGCUUUGUUCCUGCUGCUGUCCGGCUCAUUCCUCACACCAUCCUCACCUUUGUCUUCCUGGAACAGCUACGCAAAUAUUUUGGGAUCAAAGUGACCACCUGAGUAGGAGGGACGGGACCCUGCCCUCGCCCCAGGGGGGUGAGCAUGCAGGUCACCGCUGAGAUCCCAGAACCCCUCUCCCCUGUCUGGGGCCAGCGCUGCUCCCCCUGCCCCUCAUCCCCACUCCUGUGCCUUGCCAGUGCCUGUGGCCAGCCAGUCCCACACUCUCCCUCCCUCUCUCACCCCCCCUUCUCAGCACCUCCGUUACCUCUGGGGUAUUCUUGGGCCUCUUGUCCCCUCUGCACUGUUGGUUUGGGUUUUUUUUUUUUUGCUUUCUUCCCACUGCACUACUGGCCGCAAGUUCUGCCCUUACCUCCCUCAGCCCUGUCCCUUAUUUGCCUCCUGGGAGCAGGACUGUGCUGUUCUGGGGCAUCCAGCCUUUGGCUCCGUCCCUGCUCACGGAGCCUCACAGGGCUGGGGGGGGCCAGUUCCACUUGUGCCCACGCUGCAGCAGGGCUUGUGUUGGUGGCAGCAGAGCAGGCGUGCUUCCUGCCUCUCCUGCAAGCAGCAAGGGGAGACGUGGCUUUAGCACAGCAAAGCCCUGUCCUCCCUUAGUGCCUCUGGCCCCACGCGCUCCUCCGCCGGCCCCAGUGCAGCCUGGCAUCCCCGCUCUGCUCCCAAACACCUCCCGCUUCUGCUUGGCCAAAACUCACCAGCGCCCAAUGGCUGCUGGGCUCUUCAGGGAUUGUGCCUCAUACCAAUGAUGACAGAGAGUGGACUCUGCAGGCGAGGGGCAGCUGUGCGGCCCCCCUGCCCUGCUGGCCAGGCAUGGGCUGGAGCCCUUCUCACCUGGCCGGCCCAGGGCAAGGCCACAGCUGCGCCCCUGGCCCCUGGCUCCAGCUGGGGCUGGGUAGUGCCUGCUUGAGGACCUGGUGUCAGCUUGCCUGCAGCGCCCUCACCCUCCACCAGACCUGGCCUCGGGUGGGGGCGUCUGUCCAGCACCACCUCACACCCCCCCACACCCCUCACACCAAGGUCGCCUCACAGCCCCCCCUCUCCCUGCACCGCCCUGCGCAUGGGGGCUGCCGGCACCAGCCCCUCUGUCCUGUGCACCCCUGUGCGUGGUGGCCCCGAGGGAUCAAAGAACUGGAGUAUCUGUGACCUUAAUAUAUAAUAAACAGUGGA
Molecule: messenger RNA, 2050 nt
Organism: Chroicocephalus ridibundus (black-headed gull)
Lineage: Eukaryota; Metazoa; Chordata; Aves; Charadriiformes; Laridae
Gene: SLC25A10
Product: solute carrier family 25 member 10
Exons: 11
Coding region: 68-928 (286 amino acids)
Biological process (GO): thiosulfate transport; oxaloacetate transport; phosphate ion transmembrane transport
Molecular function (GO): thiosulfate transmembrane transporter activity; oxaloacetate transmembrane transporter activity; succinate transmembrane transporter activity
Source: RefSeq, a predicted model, not a curated record